AUGGCAGAUACUGAAGUUCAAGUUGAGGUCCAGCUCACCGCAGACUCACCGCCAGGACACCCGGUGCUGCAGGAGGACGCGGGCGCUGAGAGAGAGUCACUUAACCCGGGAAGCCCUCCAAACAUCGGGCACGAAGAGGUGGAGGAGCCACUAGCAUUGUUGGCUGGCGUUGCUCUGGCGCCAUGGUGUGGUGAUGAGGUGGCCUGCAGCUGUGACUGUGAGGACCGCAGCUGCCUGGAGGUCAGACUGAUGGAGAGGAGCCUGCAGCCCAUGCAGCAGCAGUUCCAGUUGCUCAUGAGUGAAGUUGAUGACUUGAACAACUGUCUUGUCAAUGGGCUGGGUCAUCGAGACAGAGGGGCUCUCGCUGCUGCCGUCCCAAGUUUCCUGCACACCUGUCAGUGUUACUUUAACCAGCUGGAAUCAGCUCGGAGAACCAUUCCCCCACUGCCCUUUGACAUCUACCCAAAGCAUGUGCAGCUGUUCGACCUCUCUCAGCAGCUGUGUGACAGUCUGGAGCAGCUGGUGUUGACCUAUGCCAGCUACAAUCUCCUCUGUUUGGAUGAGACCGAACCUAACAGCAUUUCUCACUUCUGCAUUGGUCGGAGUCAGCUCGGCCGACUGAGGCUGACCACGUUCCGCUACUGUAAGCCGACGCCGUACCUGGCCCAGGUCAACACUGGACUGUACAAACGCAUGCGCUGGAACGUGGAGAAACUCCAAGACAAGCAGCAGACAGAUGAAGAGCAGUGUGGAGAGAACGAGGAGAGAGAGGGAGAAGCAGUCGGAGACACAGAGUAUUACUUCCUGUGCUACGAAGAAAUUCCCAACAUAUGCGCAGAUGCUAACAGGAAUUGCCACAUUGUGAGGACGUGGUCCAUUGGUCAGUGGGUGCAGGUGAAGCCUGACCCAGACACAGAGGAUAUCUAUGACUGGAUCACGUGUGAGGUUCCUCAGGCCAACUACCACAGGGUGUUGUUUCUGGGCAGCGAUGAGCCGUCCUGCUGCUGCGCGACAGACUUACUGCAGCAGCUGCUGAUGUCAUGGCAGACAGCAGAGUGA
This is a messenger RNA of Scomber scombrus (Atlantic mackerel), 1059 nucleotides long. RefSeq names its product chromosome 2 C19orf67 homolog (gene c2h19orf67). Lineage: Eukaryota; Metazoa; Chordata; Actinopteri; Scombriformes; Scombridae. The coding region runs from base 1 to 1059 and encodes 352 amino acids. The transcript is spliced from 7 exons. The record is from RefSeq and is a predicted model, not a curated record.